Conger conger (European conger) is the source of this 3923-nucleotide messenger RNA. Its product is annotated as thyroid hormone receptor-associated protein 3-like. Bases 340 to 2751 code for a protein of 803 amino acids. Gene Ontology annotation, molecular function: transcription coregulator activity; DNA binding. Gene Ontology annotation, biological process: positive regulation of transcription by RNA polymerase II. Lineage: Eukaryota; Metazoa; Chordata; Actinopteri; Anguilliformes; Congridae. The transcript is spliced from 11 exons. Gene Ontology annotation, cellular component: mediator complex. The record is from RefSeq and is a predicted model, not a curated record.
UUAUCAGAUAGCUCUUAGCAUGUUGGUGUCGGGUUACUGUUUGGUUAACGCAGCGACAAGAAUAGCUUGCUAGCUAGUAAGGUAGCGUCUCCCUCACACGUUUUGUAAUUUUUGGUCUUCGGAAAUAUUUAACGGAUUGUACGCGCUCGUACACGUUAGCUACAUAUAAACCGAUGGUAUUUACACGCUUCCAGACUAUGAAAAAAUAGUUUCAUUCGGCAGCUAUCCUUAAGAUUCAGCUAGAUAUCUUGCAAGAUCAAUCACUUGAAACAAGCGGAAGCGUGCGUGGAAUAGCACUGCCUUCGCCAAACAGGUCUUAAGUCGCCUCUCACCGCAGAGAUGUCCAAGGCCCCAAAAUCUCCGUCCCGCUCACGGUCCAGAUCGGCUUCCAGAUCCCGGUCCCACUCUCGAUCGCGAUCGCAAAGCCGCUCGAGAUCACGCUCCAGAAAACGCCGUUACAGCUCCAGGUCUCGCUCCAGGUCCCACAGUCGGGACAGGGACAGGGGUUACCCAAGAGAGUACCAAAACAACCGCGGUUUCCGCGGCUACAACCGAGGAUUCCGACGGCCGUACUACUACCGCGGGCGAAACCGCGGCUUUUACCCGCGCGGCCGGUACCAGCGAGGGGGCGGCUACGGCGGCUACAGGCCCAACUACUGGCACCGCGGGCAGGACGACCAGUACGAGCACCACCAGUACAGCCCCAGGAGGGCCCGAUCCCGCUCCCGCUCCCGCUCCAGGAGCCGGUCCCGAGGCUCGUCCUCGGCCCGGUCCCGCCGCUCCUACUCCUCCUCCUCCCGCUCGCCCUCGCCGCCCCGGCGCUCCGGCUCGGGAAAGCACGCCGGCAAGGAGGCGAAGGAGGCGAAGGAGGCGCCCAGGGGCGGGCCGAAGGACGGGGGGGACUCGGAUAAGCUCUCCGGGAGCUGGCAGGGCCUGACCGACUACAGCACCAGCCCCAAGCAGACCAGUCCCCAGGUGCGCUCGGCCGUCAUCGUCGGUCAGGCCACGCCCGCUGCCCCCUACACCGCCACCAAAGCCAAAAACCCCAGCCCGGCCUCUGGCCUCACCGAGGCCCCCUGGAAGAGCACCAGCGCUGCCGCCUCCGGCAGCAACCCCUCCCCCCCAUCGGGCUCCGCCCCCUCCGGGUUCGGAUUCUUUUCAAAGGAGGGCGUCAAAGCAGGAGACCGGAGCGCCUUGUCUUCAGCAUUUCAGAACAGGUUCCUGGUCGAGCAAAAGGAGAAACAACAGGCAUCUCAGCUGGAGCAGGAGCUGAAAGUCUCGGGAGAGGAGAGAGGGGGGAACAGCACGACCAAGAGCCUCUUCCCCAUCAAGGGCCCUUCCUUCCAGAAGGGGCUCCCGUUCGCGGUCAAUGAGGAGAAUGAGCAGGGGCCCGGCGCCAAGCCCCAUGGGGCCAAACGCAAGAGCAAAGCCUCCCUCUCCGCCCGUGACCUCUACGGCCAGUGGGAGGAGCCAGGGUCCCAGUCCCCGGCCGAGGGGCGGGGCCACAGAGGCGCGGACAGCGAGGAAGACUUGGAUGAGGGUCUGGGCCGUCCUACGCCCUCAUUGGCCAGGGACAGGGACAGGGACAGGGGCAGAAAAGAGGUCUCGCCCCCUGUCAAGAGUUCCGGGAAGAGGGCGGAGGACUUUGAUUUCAGCGUGAACCCAGGAAGUUCCGCAGGGCUCGGGGCGAGGGAGCGGCGGACCUCCCGCGAGCGGGCCGAUCCCGGCAGGAGGGACGAGGAGUUCCGCUCCAUCUUCCAGCACGUCCAGAGCGCCCAGCUGUGCCGCAGCCCUUCGGAGCUGUUCGCCCAGCACAUCGUCAGCAUCGUGCACCAGAUCAAAGCACAACACUUCCAGUGCUCAGGGCUAACAUUAAACGAACGUUUCGCUAUGUACCAGCGCAGAGCUGUGGAAGAGGACGUGAAGUCAAAGAAAAGCCCCGAGAUUCACAGGCGAAUCGAUAUUUCUCCCAGUGCUUUUAAGAAGCACUCUUACCUGUUUGAGGAGUUGGAUAACUGCAGAGAAAGCGGCUACAAGGAUCCACUUAGGAAAACAAAAGAUGACCUAGUGGAUCUGCAGCUUGAGCACAAGCCGCGGAAAAAACGCUCCAGCAAGGAGCGCGAUCACAAAUGGGCUGUAGGACGAGAGUCUGGAGACUCCCGGGGAUCCAGCCGAGAGAGAUCCGCUGAGAAAUCCUCCAAACGUCACAAGAAGUCUAAGAAAAGCAAGAAGAAGCGUGAACGCUCACGGUCAUCCUCUGUGGCAUCCCCACGCUCCAACAGAGCGGGAGAUUAUCCCAUCGAGGAGCCCCUGGAGGAGGGCUUCAACAAGGCCCCUCUGCGGCACCGGGAUCAUGGAGGCCCCAUGGAGAGAGGGGGAUCUCGAGGUGGCUUUCCGAGAAUUGCAGGCAGGGGGUGGAACAAGAUCAGUUACCCGGGAUACAGCGGUGGUGCAAUGGCCCCUGCAGGUGCGCCACAGCGUCCUCCAGAGGAAGAGUGGGACCCAGAGUACACGCCCAAAAGCAACAAGUACUUCCUGCAUGAUGUCAGAGAGGGAGAGAAGUGGCUGGACAGCCGCGGGCGUGGCCGAGGGAGGGGCCCUACUCUGAGUGGCAGGGGCCGAUUCGUACCCCGCAGCGGCAGCCCCAAAUGGGUCCACGACAAGUUCCAGAACCGAGAGGAGGGGGAGCUGCUGGAGAGCGAGCAGGACCCUGACGAGGGAGACAGGAAGGGGGGCCCGUCCUCCAAGUAGUAGCCCCCCCCCCCCUUUUUAUUUUUAUUUUACUCUUAUUUUCUAGUGUGAAAAUGCAGCCUGUGUUCCCCACUCGUCUCUGCGAACUUCUCUUCCUGUCUGCUCAGCCUGUGCUGUUCUCUACCGCCACUUUUAGACUCAAAAGGGAUUGAAAUCACUGGUCUGAAAUUGAGGGCCAAUCUUUUUUGUUUUCUAUACUUUACAUUGACUGUCACGACCCUGUCCUGAGUCCCUUCGCACCUGAAAAAUGCACUUGUGCCUGUGAAAAUGGAUUUCAACCUUUUAGAUGGGGCUAUAUGCAUUUGCAUUGACGGUCUAUCGAAAUAAUACCAUGUUUAAUUUUUUUUUUUUUUUGGAAUAAUCCUGUGGCCAAGCUGUUGAGAGGAUGUUCCUCUUCAGUUUACUGAAAUUCAGCUUUCUGUAUCAGACCUCAUCAUCAUAAGUGCAGUCUCCACAUCUGUGUGGCAGUUUUCGCAGACUGGAUUUUAUGGAGGAGGUUUUGCAGAUUCAUAGACUGGAUUUUUUUGUUUUGUAUUUUUUAAAAUGAAAGGAAAAUUUUUAAUGCGAAUCAAAAGAAUGCAAGAGGUUUUGAUGCAUUUUGUAUAAUGUGACGGUUGUGCCUGUUCUUUUUAUGAGAAUUCACUCAACAUUGAAAUUAAUGGUAAAUACAAUUGAAGCCUGUAAAAAAAAAAAAAAAAGUAAAAAAAAAAAAAAAAAAUCUGUUCUUGGGUAAGUUGAUUUGUGUUUUUCCCGUCAAUUUGAGCUUUUCUGUUUGAGCUCGAGUUCUCAAAUUUGUGUUGGCAGACCCUGAAAGGAUUGGCAAAGGUGUGUUCUUCUGAACCGCAGAGGAGGAGGACAGGGAUAUUCAAGCUUACCCAGAAGGGCCGGUGUAGGUGCAGGCUUUUAUUCCAACCAAGCAGUAACACAUUCAGUUCUACUAACCAACCAUUAGAGUCUUUGCGAAAGGACCUUGGUUAGUAGAAUCCGGUGUGUAACUGCUUGUUGUCCCUUUCUGGGUGAGAUUGAGUAUCCCUGGAGUAGGCGAUGAAACUGCAGGUUGGGCUUUCUGCUGAUGUGUUCCGUCGAGCACUCGUAGCGCGUGGGAUAUCCUGUAUGAUAAGGCAGUGUUGCAGUUGUAGAUCCUUCCCCCACAUUAAACUUUUCAACCAAAA